Messenger RNA from Protobothrops mucrosquamatus (brown spotted pit viper), 1736 nucleotides. RefSeq names its product telomeric repeat binding factor 2 (gene TERF2). NCBI's taxonomy places the organism in Eukaryota, Metazoa, Chordata, Lepidosauria, Squamata, Viperidae. The transcript is spliced from 10 exons. Gene Ontology annotation, biological process: telomeric loop formation; protein localization to chromosome, telomeric region; telomeric D-loop disassembly. The record is from RefSeq and is a predicted model, not a curated record. The coding region runs from base 1 to 1662 and encodes 553 amino acids. Gene Ontology annotation, molecular function: telomerase activity; double-stranded telomeric DNA binding; G-rich strand telomeric DNA binding. Gene Ontology annotation, cellular component: chromosome, telomeric region; shelterin complex; nucleus.
AUGGCUACGGCAAGCGCUGCGGCGGCCGAGCAGGCGGCGGAGGCGCGGAGCAUGGAGCUGGAGGCGGCGGCGAACCGCUGGGCCGUCCUCUUCUACGCCCACCAGGCCUUCCGGGCGUUCCGGGCCGGGAACAGCCAGGACUUUCGGCAGCUACGCGACGUCCUCACCGCCGUGUUGGCGCGGCCGGUGGCGCUGGAGGAGCCGAUCCGGAUCCAGCUGCGGAUUAUCCAGAUCCUGUCCAGGCUGGAGGAAGGUGAGCGUUUAGAUUGGACCAUUGAUUCAGAAACUGAGCUCACACCUCUUGAAAACGGGCUUGCCCUUCUGGAGAAGCUCAGAGAGGAAUGCCUCAUCAAGGUGGAAAUAAUGGAAGAAUUAAAGAGAAGAAUAAAGGAGGCUGCUGUUAUCACCUGUAUUAAGAACAAAGAAUAUGAACAUGCCAACAAAGUCUUAAAGAAGUACCUGUCACAGGAUCCAAGCAGCAAGCAAAUUAAGGCUAUUUUGCAUCACAUCAUCCAAGAGAAAAACUCUUCUCAUCCAGCCAUCUGUCAGUUCUCCUACAAAGCUUUCCAGCAGCGGAUUCUUCUCUUCUUUGAACCUUACUUGGAUGAUUCUGAGCCAUUUCUCUUAGUGAUGGCAAAAAAGUAUUGCGAUGAUCAUGUGAAGUCCAAGGAGAGCCCAGCAGCAACAGCAGCUAGCAGGGCGAGAAUGGCUGUUUUGGGGGCUGCACAAGAGGCCCCUGAGACCUCGAGGACAGCAAAUGGAGAGAGAGUAGGAAAACUCAGCGAGGCCCCAGAGGCAGGAGGAAGGCCGGAGUCUGGAGCAGGAACCGGAGAAACAGCAGCAAAAUCUUUGCCAGCACUGGAUGAACGUGAAGUCUUGGGCUGCACGGAGGCUGCCGAUGAGCCCACCAAAGCAUCCACACAGGUGGAUGGAGCGACAGGGACAGCAGAGCCCGCUGACAUGGCCCCCGUGUCUGCGGCUUCCGACGACUCAACGCAGGCCUCAAGCCUGAAGCCGGCUUUCUACGUGCUUUCUGUGCUGAGAGAAGCCUUCAAGAUUCUUUCUGAUGCCCCAGACCCUGAGGAGGCCUUCUUGCAGCUGGACAAGACUGACUGGACUUAUUCCAAGCCACUCUCACCUUCCAGCUCCCCCAGAGCUAAACGCCAGAAUAUGGAAAACGUCGCUGUCCCGGCUCUUCUCGGCCUGGAGAAGAUCAGAUCUGUGCCCUCUAUAAGCAACAUGCUCUUGUGGAAAGAGGGGGAACAUCGCAGGCAUUCCCCUACCAGGCAGUUGGUUGCAAAGCCACUUGUGACUCUGGAGGUCCAGUCAUCAGAGUGUGAAGAGAGCCAUCCAAGUGCACUACCCCCAGGUUCCAGGAGGGCCAAACAAGUGGCUCUUUCCGUUCUUCAGGAAGAGAAGGAAUCCUGGAGUGAUGAGGACGAGAUCUUCAUGGACCAGCAAUUAGAGUGGUCAGUUGGCACCAACACUUCUGGGGCUAAGAAGAAGUGGUCUUUAGAAGAGUCUGCAUGGAUCAAGGAAGGUGUAGAGAAGUUUGGGGAGGGGAACUGGAAAGCUAUUUCUCAAACUUAUCCUUUUAAGGAUCGUACAUCUGUGAUGAUCAAGGACCGCUGGCGAACAAUGAAGAAACUGGGAUUAAACUGAAUUUGAGGAAAGAUUGUGCCUUGAAUUUAUUGUGUUAGCUGUCGCCCUGCCUUAAAUAUAUUAUGUAAAAUAGG